CAAACCGCAAAGUUAAGGGAGUCACCGGCCGCGCCGCAGAGAGGAAACUAAGUCGGGAUUUUUUUUUAUCCUGGGUGUCACAGGCCAGUGCAGCCAAAUAGACGGAAAUAAUUUUGUUUGUGUGGCGCUUAAAUUUCAAUGCAGCCGAACGGUUUGUGUGUUGCUGGAAAAACGAUGUCUAAAACGAAGAGUAAAGCAGCUGAAGACAUGGCCGAGGCGAUGGAGACAACCAUGCAGCGACUUCAGCAAAGAUUCCAGAGCAUCUCUGAACAGCUGGAGUCCAAACUUGAUCAGAUGGGAACCCGCAUCAAUGACCUUGAGAAGAACGUCACUGAGCUCAUGACACAAGCUGGUAUGGAGGAGCAGCCUUCUUCAAAGUGACGGCUCAUCUGUCCAAUGAGCGUUUUCUGUCGGACUUCCUGUUAAAACAGUGACCUCACAUUACAUCAGUUUUGAAACAGGACCUGUGUUGCUAUCUCUGAAGUGGAUAUCAUGUUAAAUCUGAGCCUGAUGUCCAUGUUUUCCCAAGUGCUACAAUAUGCUGCUCAAAUCGUGUCCAAUAAGAAUGCUGCAGACACAAAUUUCAGGGUAGCCUGUGGAGAGUUAUUGCAAACAAACUCUUAAUGCCUUCCAAUUAAAAAGUCUUAUUUUCCACUUUUCCAACUCAUGACAUACAGUCUCUGACCACUUUAUUAGGUACACCUAUACAGUCUGUUGGACAACAGCGCUGCCUCAUCUCAUAUUCCUCCAUGACCAAGUUAUCGCUGUCAGUUUGAGUGGAAGUAUUCAGAGAAGUGCUACUUCAACUGUAUGCCUAUUCUCAGGACAGUCUGUAUUGGUUGUAAACAUAUAAUUAAAUGCCUUUCUGACCCUCUGCCAAUUACAAACAAACUUUAGUAUCUUGUUAAAGGUAAGGUUGAUGGCUGAGCUGUUAUGAAGGACUGCACUUACAGGUAAGUGUCAGCAUAGCACAUUUUCAUAGGCUUUAUUAAUCUCUUAAAACCGACAUUGUUUGCAUGUUAUGGGGGUUGCCGUCCCUACUUUUACUGUCACAUCACUAUUCUUUACACUGAUCAAGCAUGACAUUAAGCCCACCCGCCUAAUAUUGUGUUGGGCCCUCUUUUGCUGCUGAAACAGCCCUGACCCAUCGAGGCAUGGACUCCACUAGACCCUUGUAGGUGUGCUGUGUGUGAGAU
Archocentrus centrarchus (flier cichlid) is the source of this 1196-nucleotide messenger RNA. It is a transcript of the gene hsbp1l1, whose product is annotated as heat shock factor binding protein 1 like 1. Gene Ontology annotation, biological process: cellular heat acclimation. Gene Ontology annotation, molecular function: transcription corepressor activity. Gene Ontology annotation, cellular component: cytosol; nucleus. The record is from RefSeq and is a predicted model, not a curated record. The transcript has 3 exons. NCBI's taxonomy places the organism in Eukaryota, Metazoa, Chordata, Actinopteri, Cichliformes, Cichlidae. The coding region runs from base 139 to 381 and encodes 80 amino acids.